Molecule: messenger RNA, 5381 nt
Organism: Halichondria panicea
Lineage: Eukaryota; Metazoa; Porifera; Demospongiae; Suberitida; Halichondriidae
Product: transcription elongation factor SPT6-like
Exons: 27
Coding region: 118-5229 (1703 amino acids)
Biological process (GO): transcription elongation by RNA polymerase II; nucleosome organization; transcription elongation-coupled chromatin remodeling
Cellular component (GO): transcription elongation factor complex
Molecular function (GO): histone binding; nucleosome binding; DNA binding
Source: RefSeq, a predicted model, not a curated record
UUUUUACUCUUCUGAAAGGUCAAAGGUCACUGUGGCUACCUAACUUGUGUGAUUUAGAGUGUUUUGUGUGUGUUCUUUUCACUUGUCUCAGUGCACGCUUCGACUCUCUCUCGAAGGAUGAGCGGCUCAGAGGAUGGCGGUCUUAUUAACCAGGAGGCGGAGCAGAGCUCAGAUGGAGAAGAGGGCAGUGGUUCAAGUUCUGAUGAGUCGGAAGAAGAAGAUACACUAGACACAGGUGACGUUGAGGGUCUGAUCAAUGACACUGUGUCAGAGAAGGAGGGAAGCAGCUCUGACAGUGAUAGUGGGUCAAGCAGCUCUGAGGCAGAUGAGCCAGAGGAGGGAAACAAAAUCAAGAGGAAGAGACCACGGGUUGAUGACAGACUGGAUGCGGAUGAUUAUGCCCUAAUUGCAGAGAACACUGGCCUCAAGAUCAAACCUAAAAAGUUUCGUCGUGUGCACAUGCUGGACAGUGAUGACGAGGGGGAGGGUGGUGAGCCUCCCGGAGGUGGGCAUGUUGAACCAUCACCAGUCACACCCCACACCACAGAUGAUGUCGAUGAUAUCGCUGGAGUGUUUGGUGACAGUGAUGAUGAUGACAUGGCUAGCUCCACCCACAGCGGAGACAAGGACAAGAUCCUGCCUCGGGAUGAAGAACAGGACGAUGAUGACUUCAUUGUGGAUGAUGAUGGCCGUUCUGUGAGACAGAGGAAGGGUGACGGCACUUACGCUGAGCCUUCUCUGCUAGAGGCUCAGGAGAUAUUUGGACUGGACUUUGACCUGUCUGAGUUCAACCAGGUGGCAAGGGACGGGCUGGAAUCAGACGAGGAGAACGAUGAAGACGGUGAAUUUGUUGAGUACGACAGUGACGUGGAUAGCGAGUAUGGGACCACACCCACCUCUAAACGCACCAAGAAGCCCCGUCGUCGCAAGAAAAAGAAGACGACCAUCUACGAUGUAUACGAGCCGAGUGAACUGGAGAGAGGUCACUUCCUGGAGAGGGACACGGAGAUACGGGUCACAGAUAUCCCAGAAAGGUUCCAGACGCGUAACAUCCCGGUACAGAAACCAGAGGACCCGGGAGAGCUGGAGGAUGAGGCAAGAUGGGUCUACGACCAAGCCUUCCUCAACCAACCCAUCUCCAAGCAGCCCUACCAUCAAGUGGAGAAGGUCCGAGCUAGUGGGGGUCGAGGUUCCUAUGGCAACAAGAUGCAAGGGUCGAUGGUGCCGAAGAUCAAAGAAGCUCUCAAUCUGAUAAGAAACCAUUUCUUUGAGAUCCCGUACAUAGCUAAUUAUCGACGUGAGUAUGUUGAACCUGAGCUGGACAUUCAUGACCUCUGGAGGAUAUUUCACUGGGAUGAGAAGUGGAUGCAGCUGAACAGUCGCAAGGCGAGCAUGAGACGAUUGUUUAAGAGAAUGAGAGACUAUCAGUUUGAGAAGAUGAGGGAACAACCGGACAAGGCUUUGACCGAGGACACGCGUCCAAUCACAGAGGAGGAUUUCACCAGACUGGACUGUGUGAUGACACUGGAGGAGCUCACAGACGUACACGCCCACUUUACCCUGUACCACGGCCGGGACCUCAUCUCAAUGCAAAACAGCCAAGUCAGCAAAUCCUCCGUCCAAUCAGAUGAGCCGUCUACUGCUGCUGCUGACAAGGCAAAAAAAGGCGUCCGACAAGCACACAAGAGCGACUUCUACGCAAAGUGUCAGGAAAAUAGUCUCUCGUCUCUAGCUGCUAAAUAUGGGCUAACUUCCGAACAGUUUGGGGAGAAUCUGAGGGAUAAUUAUCAGCGCCACGAGACAGAGCAGCACACCGUGGAGCCAGAGGAGGCUGCCGAGGACUAUGUGGAGCCCAUCGGGUUCUUCUCGACAGUACGGGCAGUGCUCCAGGGGGCGUGUCACAUGGUGGCCAUGCAGAUAGCAUGUGAGCCGAUGGUGAGACAAGCCCUCAGGCAAGUCUACCAGACCAGGGCAGUACUCAACAUCAAACCUACCAAGAGUGGGAAGAAAAUGAUAGAUGAUAAUCACCCUUGUUACCUAUUGAAGUACCUCCGCAACAAGCCGGUGCGUGAGCUCAAGGGGGAGGAGUUUCUCAAGCUGUGUCAGGCUGAGAAUGAUCGACUCCUGGAAAUCAAGAUCACCAUCGAUCUCGAUAUGGGCUCUGACAAGAGGGCAACUGCCUCCCACCAGACCUACUUUGAAGAGAUUCGGCAGCUGUUCUUCAGGGACGAGUACAGUCUACUGGCUGAGAAAUGGAACGCCCAGAGGGCACAAGCCGUGGCCCACGCUCUGCUCAAGGUCCUCUACCCCCUCAUGGAGAAAGAGCUCAGAGCAAAGCUACUCACAGAGGCAAAGGAACAUGUCUUACAGAGCUGUGUACACAAGCUUCGUGUUUGGCUGGAUAAGUCCCCCCUGAGGGUUAAGCAAGAGGAGAGCAGCCACCCUCUAGACGAGGGACCCUUCCCACGAGUCAUCGCCUGCGCUUACUCAACUGAUAAGACGGUGCCGGCUUUCUGCUGCUUCAUGGACAGCAAUGGAGAGGUCAACGACUUCCUUCGAUUGGGCAAUCUUCUCAAGCGUAAAAUGAGCCCUUACGAGAAAGAGAGAGAAGAUAAAGCUAAAGACUUGCGGUCAUUCAAACAGUUCCUCAUCCGCAAGAGGCCGGACUCGAUCGUGGUGGCAGCCGAGUCAAGGGAGUGUCUCAAUAUACAGCAAGACUUCAAGGAUUGCGUGGAGGAGGCGGACAGGGAAGACGAUGUGGGUAUGGUCCCAGUGGAGCUGCUGGACCCUUGUCUGGCCAAGAUAUACUCAAAGACACAGCGUGCUCACGAGUCAUACCCCGACUAUCCUGAGCUGUUGAGAGUGGCUGUAUCCCUCGGACGCAGUGCCCAAGAGCCUCUACAAGAGUUCACCGCUCUCUUUGCUUCCCCCGACAACGAGUACCUCUCCCUACACUUGCAUCCUCUACAGAGCUGUCUGCCUCGCGAUAGACUCAAGAGCUCACUGGAGAUUGAGAUUGUCAACAGAGUGAAUGAUGUGGGGGUCGAUGUGAACUUUGCCAUGGAGCACCCCCACACUGCGUCCAUGCUGCAGUACGUGUGUGGACUCGGACCAAGGAAAGCUCCUGCUCUUAUCAAGAGCUUCUUGGAGAAUGCUAGGAAAGAGAACAUUGAUGCCAGUGCCAUUCAGAAUCGCUCACAACUGGUCAUGCUGUGUUCCAUCGGCCCACAAAUGUUCAUCAACUGUGCAGCAUUCAUCAAAAUAGACACAGCUGCUUUCCACAAUGUUGACAACACUUACAUAGAGGUACUAGACAGUACUCGCAUCCAUCCAGAGACGUAUGAGUGGGCACGCAAGAUGGCUGUCGAUGCACUGGAAUAUGAUGAGACUGGCGAUGACACGAACCCCAGCAGUGCGGUGGAGGACAUUCUCCUCACCCCAGAGAAGCUGGGAGAUCUUGAUCUGGACGCCUUUGCCGAGGAGCUGGAGAGACAGGACUAUGGCAACAAGAAGACCACCCUCUACGAGAUCAGGAAGGAGCUGUACAGUCCCUUCAAUGAGAGAAGAGAACCGUUCAUUUCAAUGAGUCAGGAAGAUAAGUUCGCCCUACUCACGGGGGAAACCCCGGACAGCCUCUACGAGGGAAAACUAGUCACAUGUACUGUCGUGAGCAUUGCUCGUCGUAAGCCACUCAAAGAAGUUCUGGAGAGAGCCAGUCCUAUCCAAGACAAGCACUCACGUCUAUGGCAGUGUCCUAUUUGUAUGGCCCCCAAUUUCCAUGACGUUGGUUUAGUGUGGCAGCAUUUUGACGAUGGUAGUUGUCCCGGACAGAGUUUUGCCGCUCGUACGAGAUUGGAAAACGGGUUGAGUGGGUUUCUCCUGGCUAAGAAUAUCAGCGACAAGAACGUGAGCUCCCCAGAGGAGAGAGUACAUAUUGGCAUGACGAUUCAUUGUCGUAUCUUGAGGGUCAACCUGGACAAGUUCUCAGUUGACCUCACCUGUCGUAGUUCCGACCUAGUGGACAAAGAAGGCAAAUUCAGCCCUCCCAAGGACGUGUACUAUGACCACCAGCAGGCCGAGGCGGACAGACUGAAAGAGGACUCGGCUAAAUCACGCCCCUCAACAAGGAUGGUGAAGCGUGUGAUUGUCCACCCUGCCUUUAAAAACUGCUCAUUUGACGAAGCCGACAAAUUCCUAGUCAAGCAAGAACAAGGAGAGGCCAUAUUCAGACCGAGUAGCAAAGGCCUGGAUCACCUGACUCUCACAUGGAAGGUAGACGAUACUAUCCACCAGCACAUUGACAUACAGGAGGAAGGGAAACCCAACCAGUUCAGUCUGGGGAAACAGCUCAUCAUCGGGAAAGAGGAGUAUGAAGAUCUCGACGAGAUCCUCGCUCGUUUCAUCCAACCAAUGGCCUCGUACGCACGUGACAUCAUCUCACACAAGUGUUACAGGAAGUCAGAUGGAGGCAACAAAGACAUGCUAAAGAAACUCCUCCGAGAGGAAAAGGCGAAAAAUCCCAAACGACAUCCAUACUUUUUCAGUGCCUCGAAAGAAUUGCCUGGAAAGUUUCUACUUGCGUACCAACCUGGUUCCAGACCAAGAUACGAAUACCUUACAGUCACGCCAGACGGAAUUCGAUACCGUUCCAAACUUCACACGACUCUGGAUCUGCUUCUAAACUGGUUCAAGACCCAUUUCCACGAGCCCAUUCCGAGACCGCAACCAGUUAACCCGUCCCCUGCAUUGUCGAUGCACUCCCAUAUCCAGACUCGAAUCACGCCCAUGGACCCGAGCGGCUAUGGGAUGUCUAGUCGAGGGCCCUCAAGUACUCCGUACACACCUACUCAUCUGGCGUACUCCACCACACCUCAGUACGGUCAGCCGACAAACUCUUUUGCACAUCCAGCAGCAGCUGGCGGUGGCGGAGGAGGCUAUCAGCAGCAAUAUAACCGAGACCAAUACCGAGGUUCUAGUGGGUACCCUCCACAGCAACAGCCUCGAGGAGCACCAAAUUGGAACCGUGGCGGCAGUGGUGAUCAAGGAUGGAACGCGUCUCAGAUGGUUGCACGCACUCCGAUGUCGACAGGGGGUGGGCGGACACCAGCGUACACGCCCACACAAACACCUGGAUCCAUAACGAGUAACAUGUACGAGGCCACACCCUCAAUGGAUGGUCGUCACAGGAGGGAUCUGUCUCCAAUGGGGACACCCCUUCUUGACGAGUAAACUAAUUAUUAUUGGCAAUAUUAUAUAAACACUUUAUUUCUGUUAUUUUACAACUGAUGUGCUUACAGUCAUGAAUAUUGAUUUUUGUGUGAUUGAUCAGAGUUACUGAUAACAGUAAACUUUGAACUUUUAUUAUUACAAAAUUCAAAGUA